GUGGAAGGGAGGGAGGGUAGCAGAGAGAGAGAGAGAGAGAGGGAGAGAGGGAGAGAACGGGCGACAGAGGGAUGAACGCAAGAGCUCACUCUAUCUUAAUCGACUCCGCAGGGUGGACAGUACUGACCAGCUGUCCACUCGGGUUGCGGUUCAGCAGCUGAAACCUGGCCGCAUCUGCGCCAGUGUUCGUCAUCCAGCAGCAUCGGGGCUCGAGCUGCUCUGCGCUCGAAGCUCGUGCUGGACCGAUGCGGUAAACGCGCUCGAGGCCGGUGGGGGAGAGGGAGAGCAGCGCGAGCUGCGGUGACGUGAGAGAGCUGAGCAGAGAGGAGAAGACAUGAAACACAGCAGCUCGUUGUUGGUCAGGCACGCCCUGGGGAGGCAGAGCACUACCAUGGUGCUUCUGCUGAUACUCCCUCUGCUUCUUGUUCUUGUCCAGCCUACUACAAGCCAAGUCUAUAUAAACUCUUCAUCAUAUGAUGGCAAUGCUACAGCCUCCUCUUCAAAACAGACUCAGCCCACAGGCCGGACUGAUGUGCCUUUCAGAAACAAUCAUCAAGAAAUGAGUAGAGAAGCUGAGAGAGAAUCACUGAUGGACAAAAAUGUUUCUGUUCAAGUGUCUAAGCAAGGGGAUAUUGUGUUAAAUGGGCAUCCAGAGGAACACACCGUAAAAAAUCAUAUGUGGGAAACAUCAACACAGCCUUCUAAUGUGCACAUAAAGGUUGAACUCACUACCCAUUCAAUAUCCCCCAACACCAGAGCCAAAAGUGGGCUCACUCAGACUCAGCCCACAGUAAGGCUUAUUACUACAGCAUCCACACAACAUGUAGAAGGCCGUUCUUUAAAGACCACAGCUGAAACCCCUCCUGUUGAUGAGGGCUCUGGUCACAUCCUGCUCCAGACAGCAGAGACAGAGCCAGUGACCAAAGAACUAAUUCAUGAAACGAGUGAAGAGGACUGGUCAACUUCAGAUGUAUUAAUCCCCACUGUGAUUAGCUUAACUGAGACUGUGGAAAUAGACGACGCUGAGCGUGCCCAGUAUAGGCCCCAAGCUCAAACAGCCUACAGCAUUCAGACCACUGUUUCUAACGCUCAGAAACACCCUACUGUCAGCUUAGUGCUCCAGCCCAAGCACUCCAGUACUACUCUGGUCAGCGAGAGACCUGUGACCACGUCAGCUCCAAAUAUGGUGAACCGAAACGUGACAGUCAAUCUAGCUGAUGAGGAGAGAGGAGCUAAGACAAGCAGUACAAUUCCAACUGGACACCAGUCUAAAGGAGCUUCACGGCCUCCAACACAUUCACCAUCACCUAGUGAAAGCCCCCCUUUCAACACAAGCACCACCAUCCUACUGCUGAGGACUCCGCCACCACAGGACGCUCCAGGAAGUUCCACCAAUCUGCAGCCAAGGAACACAUCAAAGCCAGCAAAAGCAGCAACAGCAUCCAAUAAGGAGCCAAUAGGGGAAGAAUCUAGCACAAGCACUCCACAAGGACUGGAGACCAAAAUCUUCAAAAGCUUACCCUCUGCAAGCACAACAAAUCAACAAAACCUGACAGAUACAACCAAUUCUCAGAGUACAUCUUUUCCCAUCCCGAAAGGACGUGGACGUUUGGUACCAUUUGAGAAUGAUGCAAGAUAUGAAGAAAAGGACUUGUCAAUCUCUCUGGGCAGCAUCCCUUCAGUUAAACCAGGUCCAAUCCCUUCAACCACCUAUAUUUCUAAGGACCGCUGUGACCCUGCUUUCGGCCCCUGUGUUUCUUCACCUAAAGAUCCAAAUGUGCACAGUGAACUUGGUACCUCAAAUGGGAGCUUGUUGGUGUGGGCAGAUCUUAGUCGCACACUGUCCUUUGCCUGGGAGCUCCAUGUUUUUGGCUCUGCUGCCCUUUUCCUGCUCCUCACUGCUGGCUCUGCCUUGGGUUUAGCCCUGGCUCCCAGCAUGCACUGCCCUCAUCGUGGGGCACUAGCCCUGGCGAAUGGCCUAUUGCUUCUGGCAGGAGCAAUUCGAGCUGCCUACUUCCUGCUCGAUCCCUAUGGCUCCCGUCUACUUUUGCCAUUGCCUGUCGUCACUACCCUGUACACGUUGCCUCUGCCUCUCUUAAUAUGGGUGCAGGCUGCAAUGGUAAUGUUGGUUCUUAUAGGGGCGGAGGUAGCGCUGCUGCCUCCUUCUGUUCAGCGUCCACCUCUUCUGGGUGUGCUAGCUGUCCUCCAGUGUACCCUACUGCUGGCUGCUGACCUGCUGUCUCCUGCACUGUCACCUGCUGUACCUGUGGUCCUACAGAGCCUCACCUUGACUGCAGGGUUGGUGUUGUGCCUGGGGUACCUCUGCCUGGUGCUGCCACGUCUCUCGGGCCCCCAGGUAGGGCAAGUAGGAGAAAAAGGCCUGAGUGGGCCGAAGUUGAGGGUACUAGCACGCGUGCUGGCAGUUUGUGCUCUACUUGGGGCAUUAUGCUGCUUGUUGCAUGCUUACACCUGCCUAUGGCUGUAUGGUCUACUAGGGGACUGGCGGCGCUUCCGCUGGACCUGGUGGCUGUGCCAGUUCUGGGCACGGCUGCUGGAACUUGGCUGGGCAUUCUGUCUGCUGCUACUGGCCUCCUGGGUCUUCUGGAGACCUCGAAGGGUACAGACUCGGAGAGCUUCAGGGCAGGGAGGAACUGCUGCAGGGGACCUCCCUUCUCCUGGCCAGUCCUCCAGUUCUUCCCACACACACACUUGCUGGGCAAAGAUUGUGCAGAGCUUGAAGGGCCGGCCACAUAGGAAAUCGGACAGCAAUGGAGUGGGAGGAGCAAAUGGCGGUGGAGUGUCAGGAGAGCUGCCGAACAAUUGGGCUGGACAGGAACGUUCAGGUGCAGAUAUCAGCAAGAGCCUCAUAAGAAACCGGGACCCGCCCAAAGAAAGCAACCGCGGACGCAACCAGAGAAGCGUUGCUGAGAGCUCAGCUGGGUCAUUGCUGAGAUUGCAGGCACUUGGUCAGCCACAGCAGUGCUCGUUGAGUGGCAGCCUGGACCAGGACAAAGAGUCGGCCAUCUCUCUUUACGACUUUGAUCUGCGUCCUCCGUCCCCAAUUGAUCUGAGCCGCAGCAUCGAUGAAGCAUUGCACCGGGAACAUCUGUUGAGGGGUGGCAGUCUGUUCCACCCACUGGGACAGCCAUCACCACCUCCAUCUCCCAUGCCUUGGAUGCGUAGGAACAGCGACCCUGAAAUCACACUCUCAGAAAGCAGUGAUGAGCACACCUUGCUGACUGAGUCCUCUGCAGGCCUGGACCGGUCAAUCCCCAGUGCUGUGCCCAGUCGGCAGGUCACGGCUCCUCCUACGCCCACCCAUCAGGGCCCACGCUGGGCAUCUGAAGUUCCCGUGCCUUCUUCCAUGUCCUGCCCUGUCUCCCUGCACCCCUCUCCUAGUGCAGGCCGAGCCGUAACCCCCAGCACAGAUGACACCAGACCAUUCCUCACCCCUGAACUGGAAAGAGGGUCACAGCCUGACAGCAGAGGGGGACGGAACUACCUGAAAGUCAAUCGCCAGGAUGACUCAGCCAGUGUCAGUAGUGACAUAAUUGACCUUUGAACUGGUCAAAGAUCAAUGACCCUAGUAACGACCACCUCACAUAACCUAAAAGAUAAGGCUGAGAUUAAAGACAUUUACCAGAUAACCAAAACCAUGAGCCUAAAGGGAGACCUAAAGUGAAAGAUUGGACAUUAAGAUCAGAUUUACACAGUAAGUUACUCUGAGUUACUCUGUAUGGGUUAGUGGACUCACUUCGAAGGUUUGUUCACAUGCCCUGUUCAAUCCUGCACAUAUUCACCCCCCACCCCCACCCCCCCAAGACCUGGACGUGAAGGUUUCAGAGCAAUGUAAAAGAACAACAUGAGAGAAUGUUGGAUUAGAGAAGAAAUAUUGGACGGAGAUUUUUGGAAGAGAUCUAACAAAGAGAUUCAUAUUGUAUGAACAAGCUGGAAGUGUUUGCACAGUUUAAUCAGAUGUUUAUUUGCAAAUGGUAGCACAUGUUUUUUGGAAAUUCGGUUGUUUUAUGAAGACUGUUUUGGAAAGUAGUCUUUUUUCAGCUUAUUUGGAAAAGAACUGAACCUCAGACAGAGACACUUACGUAUUUAUACACAUGGGAGUGUGAGAGAUCUUUGCUAGGUUAUACCCCAUAAGCGGUGUGAACAUUGAACAAAAAGAUCAAAUCGAAUCAAAUCAAAUUUAUUUGUAUAGCGCUUUUUACAACGGAUGUUGUCACAAAGCAGCUUCACAGAAAGAUGAUUGCCUUCAUACCCAAAGCAUAUAUUUACAGAGGUUAUGGUGAUUUUAUAAUACAUAAGGUAGCACAACCUCUUAAUUUUUAGUCUUACAUGGCAUGAGGUCAAGCUAACAUGAAAAUUGUGACAGUCAAAAAAGUAAAAUAAAAGGUUGUAGGGCUGAAGAAAAUAGGCUUUUUGAGGUAACAAUGGGUGUCUUCAACGCAGGGUUGGGUAGUGAUGGAAUACAACAAUAUAUCUGAUAAUCCAGAUACAAAAGUAACUGUAUUCCGUUACUUUUACAGUAAAUAGACACCAGUAUGAACCACCUUAGGAACCAGUACAGAGCAGAUAGAACACAAGUGAUGGUCAGUCAGCGUUAUUAAAAUGGUUUCUAUUUAUGAUUACUGUUGAGGAAGGGUCUUGAGAAGAUUUAUGCCAGAUGUUUUGAUCUGAUAUGGUAAGCAAUAGAUUCUUAACAACUUUGGCAAAAUCCCAGGAGAGCAGUAUUUUUUUUCCUUUGCAUAUUAAACUUAAUAAACUGGAUCAAUCUACAGUGAUUACCUAUUUGCAUUUUAGUCUUCUGCACUCAGCCUUUUUCAUAGGGAGCUCGGCCUUAAUUAUACUGUACAAAUAUGACAUCUUUAUGUCUGAAAUAUUUUCAUAUAUUGCUCCACUUAGAUUUGGCUGUUGGACAAAUGUGAUAUCCGUGAGCAUUUGCGGGAGGCACAAUAUUUAAUUGACCUCUAAUCCAUCCUUCUGUUUCAUUAAACAGUGCAGUUCUCCUGUUAAAAUUAGCCUGUUUGGUUCACAUUGCUCCUGCCUGAACAGUCAAACAGAAGCUACUGCUAUUCAACCUUGGGUUGUCCCAGACUGUAGCAAGGUUUCAUUGGAGACCAGAGAUGAUUUCAAACAAUUAUAAUAUCAUUAUGAUGUGAAUUGGUCUUAAAUUACUUGGGCUGCACCAUCUGGUGACAGCAUAGGUGAAAGUUCAAGCUGGAAUCCAUCAGAAUUUAAGAAUAUUUGUUGUGUUAUUUUGCAUAGUAUUUUACAUGGAAGACAGAAGGACAUAUCUCCCAAGACGGCUGUAUUUGCUGUCCACUACAACAACAUUAUGUAUGCUUGAGCAAUACAUGAGAAAAGCCAACACGAGUAUGUGUGUAACAUAAAAGAAAAUGUAAAUACGCUAUUUUUGUUGACUGUAAAUAAGAAUAUGCUGUGUUUGGAGUUACAUGGAAUUUAUUUACUGUGAAUGACAAUCUUGAAUCGUGCAUUUCCAAGCAAGGACUGGCAUUAAAGGAAGUCAGCUAUUUUUUUAGAUAAUAAAACUAAAUAUUCUAGUAAUAUCGGACUGAAGCGUUUUUAACAUUGGGGCACAUCCCAAAUGACACUAGCACUAUCUAGUACAAUACUUUAAGCAUAAUCAAAGAGGGAAUUUAAGAAAAUGUGAUCCUACCUUGAUCUUAUACUCAAACUCUGUGUUACCUGUUUUUUGGUUAAUGCCUGAAGAUGCGUUAGCUGGCUUAGAAUCCUGACAAAUACAGACUGUGAAAAUACUACGACUGGUUUAAAGUUUGUGCACCCCGUUUCAUGCUUGCCUGUGAUUCCAGAACUGAGUAUAUCUGCUCACUUAAACGUCGUUGUGCUGUCCCAUGAUCCAAUCAGGUGUCAUGAUUCCGCCCAUCCCACCCUUUUGCUGGGUUGGUCUCUUGUCACUUACUGACAGUAUCCUUGUAGUUGUUAUCUUGAUAAUUCAGUGCCAUAGUGCAGAUGUAUUCAGUACAUGAUUGCGAAGCAUUUUUGAGUCCAUGGUGUUCUUUGAAGACUGAAAUGUGUUCCCUCUUUCUCUCAAUGCUGAUGUAUUUUUGUGCUGAAGCCUCAUUUUGGUUUUGAUUAAACCUGAUGGACAGAA
Molecule: messenger RNA, 6145 nt
Organism: Pygocentrus nattereri (red-bellied piranha)
Lineage: Eukaryota; Metazoa; Chordata; Actinopteri; Characiformes; Serrasalmidae
Product: proline-rich transmembrane protein 3
Exons: 5
Coding region: 335-3562 (1075 amino acids)
Source: RefSeq, a predicted model, not a curated record